This is a messenger RNA of Darwinula stevensoni, 1512 nucleotides long. Lineage: Eukaryota; Metazoa; Arthropoda; Ostracoda; Podocopida; Darwinulidae. The record is from the annotation of a GenBank genome assembly.
UGUACCGUGACCGGAAAUGUGUUUUACCUUUUUCUACCUGUUUCACCCUUUCAUCUUUUUUAACCUCUAUCAUACUGUAUAUAUCAAUACUUAUCCACCAGUGACCUGAACAUGGAGUGUGGUCACCACAGGCAGCAAUGAGGGCCUUUGGUGAAGCAAUGUGGUACGCUCCCAAUUGAUGUGCUGAGAAGCUCCAGCGGGAUUCUAGCCAUUUCCUCUGUGAAGACAGUCGUAAGGUCUUUAAUGAUGCCCAGCGAACGGGAGCAGCGAAAAGCUGCAAUGGAGAAGCUCUCAGCGAAGAAAAAGUCGACUCUCUCAACGCAAUUCCAGCACAACAAUCGAGGAAUGGCGGCAGAUGUACAGCGACGGAUUCCCCCAACUAGAUCAGCCAAAAGUGGAAAGGCAGCUAUUUCCAUCAUAGCAGCCGCCGGAGAUGUCCUCCGGAAGUCAAACUCCAUUUUGAUCAACUCGAAGUGCCGCAUUAUCCAGGAUGCCCAGCUCAAGGAAAAUAUGGAUGCCAGGAAACGGAAAUUGGAGGAAGAGCUGAUGGUCGACUGGAAGAUGAUCGAGAAAGACCAGAGACUGGUCCGUGAAGAGAAAGAGAUGAAGUGUAAGAAGGAAGCAGCUUGGAGAAAACAAGCUCUCAACGUCAGGAAGGAAAUGGAGGACAAACAAAAAACAAAAAUUGUGGUUGCUGAGAAACUGUUCCAGGAAUGGGAGGCAGAUCGUGCUCAAGCAAAAGCCUUGGCAGUCGAAAUUCAGGAAGAAAAACAAAGAAAUCGUGAGAAAAAACAACUGCGAGCUAAGGAAUUAUAUGAAGCCAACCUGGAGCUUCAGAAGUCUCGUCAAAGAGAACAACAGAGGGAGUUUCUCGAGGAGACCAAGGCCGUGGCUUUCAGUGAUGGCAAGGUGGAACAGCAGGCAGUAUUGACGUCAGAGAAAGAAGAGCGGCUGAAAUAUCGGCAGAUGAUCUCGGAGAAGCUCCGACUAGCGAGGGAGAGAGAGGUGGAGAGAGAGAAUAGAGAGAGGGCAUUACGAGAGAAGCGGAAAGAAGAGGAAGUGGCGAGAGAAUGGCGUGCUAGGGAAUUAGCAGCUGCGACUGCAUUGAGAGUUGGAGUCCCCCGCGGAGAUUCUCCACUCCUCCGCAGGAAGGAGGAAUUCCUUCAAGAAGCUGUUCGCCUCAAAGAGGAAGAACGACAGGCAAUGCUUCAACAAGCUGCUUUUGCUGAACAUAUGAAUCAAGAAGAUGACGUCGCCCAUAAACAGACCCAAGUGAAAUACAAGAAGGAGCUGGAAGAGCAGAUGGAGGAAAACCGUCGGUUAAUGCUUCAAAGAAAAAGAGACCGCGAAAAACAGGUGGCGGAGGAGCUCGCUGCUGCCUUCCGCGCUGAAGAGGAUUUACAACGCAAAUUACGUCUCCAAGUCGAUCAACUCAGAGCGAGCAAAGUCCCUCCUCAGUACGUGAAGGCUGUUGAGAAGAAGAUCCAACGUCUGCAUGGAAACCCGAGCUGA